AUGGCGGUCUCCUGCGUGGCCGUGCUGGUGAUGGCCGCAUCCUUGCUGCUGCUGCUGCUGGUCCCGUGGAAGCGCUGGCGGCGGGGGCGAGCGGAUUGGCACGUGAUCAUUGUGGUGCUGGGCGACGUGGGCCGCAGCCCCCGCAUGCAGUACCACGCACUGUCGUUUGUCAAGAGCGGCUUCUCCGUGACCCUUAUGGGCUUCUGCAACUCCAGACCCUAUGAUGAGCUCUUGCAGAACAACAGAAUUCAGAUUGUGAGUUUGACAGAACUUCCGAAACUUGCAGUUGGGCCCCACAUUUUUCAGUAUGGAGUCAAAGUUGUUUUUCAGUCAGUGUACCUGUUGUGGAAGUUGAUGUGCAGGGAGCCAGCAGCCUACAUCUUUCUCCAGAACCCCCCGGGCCUGCCUGCCAUUGCUGUGUGCUGGCUUGUGGGCUGCCUCUGUGCAAGCAAGCUCGUCAUUGACUGGCACAACUAUGGCUACUCCAUUAUGGGUUUGGUGCAUGGUUCCAGCCACCCGCUUGUUCUGCUGGCCAAGUGGUACGAGAAGCUCUGUGGGCGCCUGUCACACCUGAACUUGUGUGUGACCAACUCGAUGCGGGAAGAUCUGGCACAGAACUGGGGCAUCAAGGCCGUGACCGUCUAUGACAAGCCAGCAUCUUUCUUUAAAGAGACGCCCUUGGGCCUGCAACACCGGCUCUUUAUGAAGCUGAGCUGCACCUACUCUGCAUUCAAGGCCUGCUCAGAACCCCUGGACCCAGACACAGAGAGGUCGGCCUUCACAGAGCGGGAUCCUCAGAGUGGGGUGGUGACACAUCUUCGUGGGCGGCCGGCCCUGUUGGUCAGCAGCACGAGCUGGACAGAAGAUGAAGACUUCUCCAUCUUGCUGGCAGCAUUAGAAAAGUUUGAACAGCUGAUCCUGGAUGGAGAGAGCCUUCCUUCUCUGGUCUGUGUGAUAACAGGCAAAGGGCCUCUGAAGGAGUAUUACAGAGGCCUCAUCGGCCAGAAGCAUUUCCAGCACAUCCAAGUCUGUACUCCGUGGCUGGAGGCUGAGGACUACCCCCUGCUUCUAGGGUCGGCAGACCUGGGUGUGUGCUUGCACAAAUCCUCCAGCGGCCUGGACCUGCCCAUGAAGGUGGUGGACAUGUUCGGGUGCUGUCUGCCCGUGUGUGCCGUGAACUUCCAGUGCUUACACGAGCUUGUGAAACAUGACGAAAAUGGCCUGGUCUUUGAGGGCUCUGAGGAGCUGGCGGCUCAGCUGCAGAUGCUUUUCUCAGCGUUUCCUGAUCCUACUGGCAAGCUAAGCCAGUUCCGGCAGAACCUCCGGGAAUCAGAGCAGCUUCGUUGGGAUGAGAGCUGGAAGCAGACGGUGCUGCCUUUGGUUAUGGACACAUGA
Messenger RNA from Puma concolor (puma), 1395 nucleotides. It is a transcript of the gene ALG1, whose product is annotated as ALG1 chitobiosyldiphosphodolichol beta-mannosyltransferase. Gene Ontology annotation, cellular component: endoplasmic reticulum. Lineage: Eukaryota; Metazoa; Chordata; Mammalia; Carnivora; Felidae. The record is from RefSeq and is a predicted model, not a curated record. Gene Ontology annotation, molecular function: mannosyltransferase activity.